UCUUUUAUUACCACUGUGGUCUGAGUGAAAUGUCCCCAUGUGAUCCUAAGUUAAUAUAUGGUUCUACCCAUAUAAUUCUAAUUGUACUGACAAUCCAUUUUAAAAUUAAUUAUUUAUAAACCUUUACUUCUUUCUGAAAAAAUUAUCUUCUCUUUCCAUUCUGGGGUUUAAUAUCAAACUUACAGAAAGAGAUACAUUCACAAAAGGCAAAAGUAAAGUUGAGGGGGGGAGAGAAAUGGGUAAAAUCAGCUUGAAUGGUGUUUUAAAAGAAUUCCAAUUUUUAAUAUUUUUCUUUCUCAUUUUUGCUUCAUGAACUGCCAGUGUAAUUCAGUAGGGCCUUUGAUCAUUUACUGGCCUGCUACCAAUUUCAUUUUGAUUUACCUUGGCGGCAUGAAGCAUGGAGUGUUUCCUCAUUGACAACUUAGGUAAAUCUCAGGAGUUCAUUCACCUUUUCUUUGUAGUAGGGUCAAAUAUUUAAUUUUCUUUAAUAAACAUAUCUGAUGAUGUGGAGGAAAUAUCCCCUUUUCACCUGGGGUUAUUCUCUAAGCUGCUUGUAGUUCAAAUUUAAAUUUGAAAAAGGUGCCCAAAACCUUUAUAAGAGCCUGGGUGCUGUUUCCAUUUGUACACUCUUGAGGUACAAAGCUUCUUUGUAAGUGUUUAAAACAACAGUGAGGACAAGCCUAGGGAAUACAUUUCAAAUACUGCUGUAUCUUUUCUGGGAAGCUGUUUUUAUAAAAAGGCAAAAUGCUAAAACUUAAAAAUGCAGUUUGACUUGUAUAUGACUUUCAGAAAAUAAAUGCUGAUGUUUUAUACUUGAAAUUGUUUUAUCUGGAAUUGUCUCCGCUGCUGGACCUAUGAACAGAAGCUCAGCAGUUCUGAGAGAACAGAAGUUCUGCAGAUAGCUCAAAGUUCAGACUGCACUCUUGCAAAAGUAUUGACACGGCUGUGAACUAUCCAGGUUUAAAUGUUAUCUCUCCUUGUUACUUGUGGCAGCUAAAUUUUUUUAAUGCUUAAAUUCCCCCAGGCUACCCGGAACAGGAGUGUACUUGCAACAUGCUUGCCAGUGCCAGGAGAAACAGGAAUUGGUUGCUACAUUCCCCGUGCACUGUUAUAUUCCAGUAUAUAUUUGUUAUGAACAACUUGCAAAACAAAACAAGCCAGUUUGGAAUUAUCUUUGAGUUGUUUGUGAGGCUUAAAUAUACCAAGUAGGCUGAAGAUUAGAGCCUUUCUUACAAAGAAUAGCACCUCUGUUCCAGAUAAUGAGAAUGAAACAAAACAUGUUGCACAGCCUGUGAGCUGCUCCAGGUGAGUGGUAGGAAUUUAUAGAGUUUUAUAAUACUUUUAUGAUACCACUAGGAAUGUUUUAAUACUUGUUCUGAGGAGACCCAACAGCUCUUUGCGUCUUGAGAAGGUUUAUCAACAUAACGUGACAGUCACUGUAGGAGAUAAAGACCUUUUAUGCUCAGUUGUCUGAAAGGUGGAGUUCUGUGAUAACACAGAUUAAAUAAAUAAAUAAGUGCUGGUUUAUAGGGGCUUAUUUAACUAAUGAGCUCCUCCCGAGCGUGAUAGCGGUGUGGUAUAAGACAGCAGCUGAGUGUAGGGUGCAAAGUGGAGUGUGAACUGCCCUGAGAAUGCCGGUCCUGGAGGCAGAGCAGUGUUCCGAGGAGAAGGCAGCGGCGAUGGCAGAGGCGCCUCCAUCCCCCUCCCCUGCCGAGCCCGGCGCUCCGGCAGCUCCUCCCGACGCCGUGCGCGGGGUGGAGCCGCGGCCGCGCUCCCCGGGCCCGGAGCGGCCCUCGGAGCCGGCGCAGGGAGCCAUGGCCCGUGGGGAGCGGGAGAUGUACGUCCGGUUCUCGGGCCCGGGGGAGCCGGCGGAGGAGGAGGAGGCGGCAGGGCCGGCGGGCGGCGGGCGCUGCGGCUGCGGCGGGGAUGGAGCCGCCCUGCGCUGGUGCAUCACCGGGGCGCUGUGCGCGGCGUUCCUGGGGUUGGGGAUGAGCAUCGCGGUGCUGGGUCCCACCUUCCCCAACCUGGCCGCCAACGUCGGCAAGAACGUCAGCGACAUCUACUACAUCUUCGUGGGCCGGUCCCUAGGAUACCUGGGCGGGUCGGUGAUCGGCGGGGUGCUCUUCGACUGCAUGAACGCCAGUCUCCUGCUUGCAUUAUCCAUGGUUGCAACAACGGUUGGUCUUUAUGGGAUACCCUGGUGUAAGGACUCCCUGCUGUUAACUGCCUUGAUGUCAGUUAUUGGAGGCUCCAUGGGAAUUCUGGACACAGGUGGCAAUGUACUGGCACUGAAUACCUGGGGAGCAGAGGCUGGGCCACACAUGCAGGCCUUACACUUCAGUUUCGCUGUCGGUGCAUUUGUGGCUCCAAUCCUGGCUAAAAUGGCCUUGGGAGGUUCCGAAUCUAAAGAACUUCCAGUGGUUGAAAAGACAAACCAAUCUGUCCUGAAGUCUGUGCCAACAGCAUCAGCUGCAUCAGCUACACCAGCACUGCAGGACCAUCUUGAGGAAGACUUUUUGUGGUCCUAUGUUGUCAUAGGGACCUAUCUUCUCUUAGUUUCCCUCUUCCUUUUUGUUUUGUAUUCAAAGGGCAGCUCAGCUCGAGACAAAUCAAAGACUUCUCAGCAGAAGGACAAGCUUGCCAAAUACCACUGUGCUCUAAUUGGUCUCCUGUUCAUAUUCUUUCUUUUCUAUGUGGGAGCAGAGGUCACUUAUGGCUCUUAUGUAUUUACUUAUGCAGUGGUCUUUGCUGAGAUGAAAGAAAGUGAAGCAGCUGCUUUGAAUUCUGUCUUCUGGGGUACGUUUGCUGCUUGCAGAGGACUGGCAAUAUUUGGUGCUGCUUUCUUGUACCCUGGCACCAUGAUCACACUCAGUCUUGCAGCAUCUGCUGUCUCCUCUUCAGCCUUGGCCUUCUUUGCACAUUAUCGAGCCUCCCUGUGGGGGGGAACUGCCGUGUAUGGAGCAUCAAUGGCUUCUGUCUUCCCCAGUGGCAUUUCCUGGAUAGAACAGUACACGGUCGUGGAAGGAAAAUCGGCUUCUCUGUUUGUGGUUGGUGCUGCGCUGGGUGAGAUGUGCAUUCCUGCUGUGGUGGGGUAUCUCCAAGGCAGGUUUCACCACAUUCCCGUGGUUAUGUACGCUGCCUUCGUGUCUUCUGUAAUGACAGUUGUACUCUUCCCAGUGAUGUACAAAUUGGCCACCUCUCCCCGUGAGAAUGACUUGAAAGAAGUGAGUGACAGCGAGACCCAGAAAGCUUUGUUGUCAAACUCAAGGCUUACGGAGGAUGAAGAGGAUGAGGAUGAUGAUGAGGAUGUGAGAGAGUGGAACGAAGCAGACUUUGAGGUAAUAGAAAUGAAUGACAAGCUCAAAAACUCUCUGACAGACACCUCCCAGAAGAUACCAAGGGACUUUCCAGCCCAAGUCACUCUCCAGCCCCCUCUGGACAAUGUAUCAGGUGAUUCUCCAGUGGUUGCUGGUGGCUCCCCUGGGAGACAAAAUGGGAAUGUUGAGUGGGAGAAGAGUGAUUAAAGUCAAAGCUGACUUUCUUUUUUUAAAAUGGAAAUUCGGCCUGCAGCGAUGUGUCUCAGAGUGGGCAGGUCCUCAAUGAUGUGAAUGGGGUACCGUGAUAAAUGUGUAGGCUAUGCUGAAACUGUUAAAAUGUUAAGAGAUGUUUUCUAAGUGUGAGGCAUGCAUCCAAGUAUGAUAUGCUGUGAUAACUGGGAAAGAAGGGGACUGCUCAGACUACUCAGUUUUUUGGGAUUGGUGAACAGUGCAGGUCCAAGGUGCUUUGUCACAAAAUGUUUUCACGAGAGAGGAGAGAGAACUGUUAUCUGUUACGCUGAACUUCCUUACCUUGUGAAAGAGGAAUAUUUUUAUUGCAUUUGAAAGUUGUGUGUGAUCAGGAAAUCAGUUAAAAUUUCAGGUGAUGCCCAGCGGCUGUAAAUUGAAUAACCUUUUGGCAAAAUAUAUAGAUUCCUGGUUCCAUCACUAAGAUGAGAAAAAACUGGAAAUUAUUUCUUGGGAGUGGAACCAUGCCUUUGGGUCACUUCAAAGCAGUUUAUGGGAAGAGGCACAAAAUGGGUCAUUGUUAAUCUGCUCUAAUGCACAACUCUGACUUAUUGAACAGUGGUGACAAAUAUAAAUAAUCUAAAAUAUUUGUGAUUUUAAUUACGGCACCACCACUGAAAUCAACAAAUAUAUGUAGAAGAUGAUAAAAUUAUCAUAGAAUCAUAGAAUGGUUUCUGUUGGAAGGGACCUUAAAGAUCACUUAGUUCCAACCUUCCACUAGAUCAGCUUGCUCAGAGCUCCAUCUAGCCUGGCCUUGAACACUUCUCUGGGCAACCUGCUCCAGUGCCUCAACACCCUCACAACAAAGAAUUUUUUUCCUAAAAUCUAAUCUAAACCUACUUUCUUUUAGUUUGAAUCCAUUCCCCCUUGUCCUGUCACUACAUGCCCUUGUAAAAAGUCCCUCUCUGUCUUUCUUGUUGGCUCCCUUCAGCUAAAAGAUUACUUAAUAUAUGGUAUUGGCAUAGGGAUGUGUUAAUUUUAAGCCAGUUGUUUAAAUUAAAGUUACAACAACUUCUCUGGUUUCCUGUGCCAAGACUUUCACGAAGUAAUGUGUUAAAAAGAAAAUUUUAGAAGGAGAGGGAAUUAUCAAUGAGACAAACCUUUCCGGUUGUACUGUAUGACUACUUGCCCCUGGCCAGUUGGAUUGGUGCCAUUUGGAUUUCUGUGGGGGAUGAUAUUAGCAGAGAAGCUGUGGCUUAUAUGUGUAGGUUCAUUGCUGCUAAGCAGGAAGCCCUGGGCAGGAGCAGUCACACCAAUGAGCCCUUGUAAGAGGGGAAAAAAAAAAAAAAGCAUUAGUAGCCAAUGGCAAAACCUGCCUCUCAACAAAUUUGGAAUUUCAAGUUGAUAGAUGCCAAGAUUACUGUUAAGUGUUGUAUUUUUUAAGGAUGUGUUAUCAGAAUGUGCUCAUGUUUGGUUUUCUUAAACUAUGCACUUUUACUAGUAUUUUUCUUGCUAAGGGGUUUUCAUUUACUAACAAAAGAGCUCUAGGUGUAACACAGGUGCCUAGGUGGCCAAGAAGGCCAAUGACAUCCUGGCCUGGAUCAGGAACAGUGUGGCCAGCAGGACCAGGGAAGUGAUUCUUCUCCUGUACUCAGUGCUGGUGAGGCCACACCUGGAGUCCUGUGUCCAGUUCUGGGCCCCUCAGUUCAGGAAGGAUAUUGAGGUGCUGGAGCAGGUCCAGAAAAGAGCAGUGAGGCUGGGGAAGGGACUCGAGCACAGGUCCUUUGAGGAGAGGCUGAGGGAGCUGGGGCUGUUCAGCCUGGAGAAGAGGAGGCUCAGGGGAGACCUCAUCACUCCCUACAGCUCCCUGAAAGGAGGUUGUAGUGAGGUGGGUGUCAGUCUCUUCUCCCAGGCAACCAGCAGUAGGACAAGAAGGCACAAUCUUAAGCUGUGCCAAAGGAGUUUUACAUUGGAUAUUAGGAAGAAAUUCUUUACAGAGAGGGUCAUCAGACAUUGGAAUGGGCUGCCCAGGGAGGUGGUGGAUUCACUGUCCCUGGAGGUUUUUAAGAUGAGGCUGGACGUGGCACUUAGUGCCAUGGUCUAGCAACUGUGGUGGUAGUGGAUCCAGGGUUGGACUGGAUGAUCUCGCAGGUCUUUUCCAACUCAGCUGAUUCUAUGAUUCCAUGAUAGCACAGAACCUUAGAUGUUCCCUGUAUUUGAGGUCUGUUUUUGUUCCUUCUCUCAUCCUCCAAAUGUGCAACCUAGAAUUGCAUGGCUUUUUCCUUUCCUCUGAGAAGUUAGUGAGCAGCUGGAAUCAAUGUGCAGUGAAAAUGCCUAUUUUUUUUUUUUUGUUUGCAUCUUGCCAUGUUGCAGGGUGUCUCCCUCCCUCUGCCAUCGGUACUUAAAUGCCAUUGUGGUUUUGCCAGAUUCCUUCCGUGGCAAUUUUUCCAGUGCAAUGCAUAAACCUGCACUUAAAAAUGAGGCCUUGUUUCACUUGUGGCACAAGAUUUCUCUCUUUGCUUACGAUGAUGGUAAACGCUUUUAAAUAUCAGGCCAAGUCCUGUCCUAGGCACAGGUGACAGGAGCAAGUCAGUGUGGCCUUGUGUGCUCAGUUGGUUUGCCCUAGUAACAAAUGGCAUGGUAGGCACACGUGAAAUGAGUGCAGCUCCAACGUGCAUUUCAUCAUUUUUUUUUUCCUAUUUUUCCUCCUACACACGGCAGGAACUGCUGUGUGUGGAAAGUAGACGGUGUUUGCUGACAGGGAGGACAAAUCCCACUGGUGGAUGGGGAGAAAGUGCAGGGCACACAAUGAAAGAUAUGGAAAUAUUCCUGUGGCAGCUCCCCACUGCAGCCGCAAUCCAUGGGCUUCACCUGCAUUGACAUCAGCGUAACCAGGAAGAUUUUAAAUAUCCUCAAUUCAUACAUUAAUUUUUGACAAAUUUCCAUAUUGGAAUGUCCUGCAUGUAAGUUUGUUCUCAGGGAUAGUUUACAUGUCUUGCAUAAUUGAGUACUAAAAAUCCCAGAAAAUUAAAUCAAAACUGCAUUGGGAAAUACCCUGUAACCUCUUUGAAGCUUAUCUAUUACGUAUACACACACUUAUUUGUGUUUCUGACCAAUGUCUUCCCAACAAAUGUAGAAAUAUUGCGCAAAACAAAGAUUUAUUUUUUUAACUGUCUGUAUUAAUUCCUGUGUGAGUAACUUGAAUUCAUUCCCAUUUCCCCCUUAAAAAGCAGGAGGCCUGUGUAGUAGGAAUGGAGCAACAGGCUGGAAUGCCAAGGUAAGAGCAGCCUUUUCCCAAAAAUAGAGGAUCCAAAAAGUAGUGGCUGUAAGUUGAACUUGCAGAAUUAUCUUGAAUGGUACCAUGUAGAAUCAUGUCCUACUGAUGCCUGGAGACCUUUGUCUGAAUGACAUCUAAAUUUAGAGUCAUCUUAGCCAGGACUUGGAGCAUUCAAGGUCUUAAUUCUGGUCUCAAACUUGAACUGAGAUGUACUGACAGAAAGUGUUUUCCUUAUCCCCUAACCAACCUGCUUUUAAUUGCAGGGACUGUCCUUGAAUGAAAAUUAAAUGUUUGAAGCAAUUUAAGUUUAAAACAAGUCCUAGGACAUUUCCAAUAAUGAGUCCAGCUCACAACAAUUCUAGGCACCCUUGAUGUUCAAGGCUUAGCUUUCCCUGUUCUUGGAUUUUGGUGUUCCUCAAGGGUUGUUUUUAGACAGUGAGUGUUAGUUUUCACAUGUUUAAAUAUCCUUUCCAAGUAAGUUGCUUCCUGGCCUAUAGUUAGCCAGGGUCUGUUUACAGUGCGGAUCUAUUUACAUUGCCUUUUAAGUGACAGGUCCUCCAGAAAGUUUCAGUGCUUACAUGUUAGGGGUUGAAACUACUUGAAACAAACUGUAUUAUGUUACUAUCAUCCUGCUUAUGCUAGAAAAGUAAUCUCUCUGUUGAGGACAAGAGCUGUGAUCCAAGGAUUAGAUAUCUGAAUUUGGUAAGAAUCCUAUUUUUGUUCAUAAAACCAGGAAUGGGUUGAAGAUGAGCACUCUGCUACAGUGUGAAAGGUAACCUCUUGCAGUUAAGUGUUAUUUAAAACUUUAUCUCCAUAGCACUGCCACGUACUGGAAUGUACUGCAAGCACUCACCCUCCUUGCAUUUGCACUUUUAUUCUGUACAUGACCAAUGCUUGAAUGCAGGAGCAGGCAAAGUUUUAUGCCUUGAUGGUUUAUUUUUUUAUCUACUUUGCAUACAAGUACAUUGCAAUCUGUGGAUGUUCCAUUAUAUAUUUAAUAGUUUUUAUUCUGCUUGGUGUGGGCUUUACAUCAUACUGUAUAAUGUGAAAUUUAAUAGAUUGACUUGUGUCUUGACUGUAAUAAAUUCCUAUCUGGAGAAGGCACUCAGGUUCCUUGAUGUAAAUAAAGUUUUGGUCUAUUUUUCAAAGCUA
This is a messenger RNA of Pseudopipra pipra, 7932 nucleotides long. It is a transcript of the gene SLC60A2, whose product is annotated as major facilitator superfamily domain containing 4B. The record is from RefSeq and is a predicted model, not a curated record. NCBI's taxonomy places the organism in Eukaryota, Metazoa, Chordata, Aves, Passeriformes, Pipridae. Bases 1632 to 3524 code for a protein of 630 amino acids. The transcript is spliced from 4 exons.